Vitis riparia (riverbank grape) is the source of this 515-nucleotide messenger RNA. RefSeq lists its product as uncharacterized. The record is from RefSeq and is a predicted model, not a curated record. Lineage: Eukaryota; Viridiplantae; Streptophyta; Magnoliopsida; Vitales; Vitaceae. Bases 48 to 515 code for a protein of 155 amino acids. The transcript is spliced from 5 exons.
UUUAAUUUAAUUUAAUUUAGUUUAAUUUAAUUUAGUUUUAAGUUUACAUGAAUGUAUGUGAACAAAGGCAGCCUGGAUCUAGAGUCUGGGUUGUGUCCAGACGGUUGAAGCGUAUACCAGAUUGUCCCUUUGGGAAGUCUACAUUGCUUUGGUGGUGCUUUCUGGUAGCAGGGUUUGAUUAUCCUUGUAUGAGUCAGUCUCUUCAAGUGCAAGCAAUCAUAUGGGUCUUAGAUAAAUAUUUCAUAUCCAGGAGAGGCUUUAGGUUUUCUUGCAGUGCAUUUGGAAUGAUAAAGGCAGUGGCAUUUCCUUGCAAAGCAUCAAUAUUGCCUUUUGCAAGGAUUGAAGUGCCUAACCAGGUCCAUGGGGAGGUUACAAAUCCAGAGGUUGAUGUAUUUGAUCGAGAAAAAGUUUUCAUUGAAACUGUUUUAAGACGUUUGAUUCAGAAAUUUCCACGUGAAGGUUGUGAUGGAAUAUUACAACCACGGAUAUUGUUAGGUUUGUUGAGUCUGCAAUGA